AAGUGGUGGCCGGAGCAGUUUCGUUUCCGCUCCGCAGGCUGCAGCGCCAAGCGGCGACCGAGACCCAUUCGCAUUCGCAUCCGCACCGGGUUUUAUACCCGCACAGCCACACUGCCGUUUUCUCCCCCCUUCCUCUCCGUCGCCUUCCAUUCCCUUCCUCCCAAUCUCACCCCUCGCCGGCCGAGCCCCAACCCUAACGGAACACACACCUGCUUGCGGCGGCGGCGGCGCCGGGGAGCGGUCUUACGCGUCGGGCGUCGCGGCGGCCCAGCGGUGUCAGAUCCGGGCCCCGCGCCGUUAGGUUGCGUGAUUCGAGCUAAGCAGUGUUGGGUUGUAACAUUUGUAUCACAUGAGCAUCUCAGUGUUAAAACUGUGAGCAUAUUAAUUCCCCUUCUUUAAGCAAUAUGGGAGCUAAUUGCUGCGUUGCUGCAAAGGAGAGGACACAGCCAUGCAUCACUCCAAUAGAAGUAUCAGCGUACAGGAAUGUGAGGCACUCGCCAUCAUGGAGCUUUCGAUGGGACAAUCGCACACAUAUAGAAGACAUAAUGGAUAUCCCUACUCUGUUCUCCAACCAUAGUAGUGGAAGCAUUCGGCCUGAUACAAAGAGUGGUUCAAUUGCCCCAACUGAAGGAUUUUCUAAUGGAAAUAGCCGUGGAACUAGCCCUUCCAAUGUGUUUCACGGAGCAAAGUGGCACAAAUCUGAUAAAAAAACAGAAGCACCGAAGGUUACAAAGGUUGAUCCUCGAGCUGACCGCACCACAGCAAGUAACUGUUCUCCUGAGGCAAAGCUUUCCAGGAAAUCACUGGACAUGUCAAGUGUUGCUUCAGAUUUGAAGACAUCAGUAUCUGUUCCUUCAACGCCACCCUUAGUAUCCAGAGCAGAUCCAUCAUCCUCCAGGGGGCAUUCUCAACCUACAGAUUCAGAUUCGACGAAGAAAGCACGGCGAUCACCAGGGUAUCAAUUAUACAGACAGGUUUCGGACAGUAAAAUUCCAUCUCUCAGAUCUCUCAAUGAGAUAAGCUCUCCUGAAGGAAGGCCUUCCUCUUCCAUGUUAUCAGUCUGCAGCAAUGACUUAUCAGCAGCAGGAUCCUAUGGUGAGUCAUCAGAUGGCUGGUCAAUGCGCACAUUUUCUGAAAUGGUCGCAACAUCCCAAAGAGAGAGGUGGUCACUUGACAGUGAGCUCUUGGGAUCCAUUUCUAGUAAAAUGACAAGAUCAAGUGCUUCGAAUUCUACUACACUUCCCCCUGACCAAGAGGUGUGCAAGCUGUGUUUAAAGAUGUUAAAAGAGAGAUCGACAUGGAACGCUCAGGAGCUGGCUGUUGUUGCUGUUUUGUUGUGUGGACAUGUGUACCAUGCUGACUGUCUGGACAGCAUAACUACAGAAGCUGACAAAUAUGAUCCUCCCUGCCCUGUAUGUACCCAUGGUGAGAAAUGUACAGUGAAGCUAUUUGGAAAGCUCGAAUCAAAGAUUAAGAACAAGAUACCAAAAAAUGUUGCAGUUGAUAUGAAUCCAGAUGGGAACGGUAAUAAGCACCAGAAGAAAGGUAGAAGAGAGCCCAGGUUAGGUACAAGUUCAAGCAUGAAGGUCCCAUUUAGUCGUCCAUUUUUGAGGAGACAUUUCUCCAUUGGAUCUCGACCACCUCGGUCAGUCUCAGAAACUGAUUCGACAAGAAAGAAGGGAUUCUGGGCAAGACACUGGAGAGAGUAGAAUAGCUUGCAAUUAUCAUUAGGUGGGCUGGUCUCCAUUAUUAUGUUUUGGAAGGAUUUUUAAGAGGAGGUGAACUCUUCGGCGUGCAAGCUAAUGGAGUUCAGACUGGCACAAGGGCUGCCGAGCAACCAACAUAUUUGGAAGUUUCUCCCAGCCAUCGUAUUCGGUUACUGGUGCAGAGCGCAUGGUAGCGCAGGUUCCAGUAAUCCAGGAUACUAGAAUAACAAGGUUUCUUAUACCAUGCGAGACAGGGUUGUUGUAGGCCCCAGUUGCAGCUUUAGUAAUAGUAGCAUUCUAACAGAAAGUGUGGCCUUCCUGGGUGUAAGGCCCAAUGCUGGGUUGCAAGAUUAUACAUAACCAGCAUGCUAGAUUAUUUAUUGUACUCGCAGCUUUUUUAUGAUUGAUUAAGGUACUUAUUGUUCGAUGGAAUGCGUUUUUGUUGAAGGCUA
Messenger RNA from Sorghum bicolor (sorghum), 2158 nucleotides. RefSeq lists its product as uncharacterized. Gene Ontology annotation, molecular function: metal ion binding. The coding region runs from base 405 to 1709 and encodes 434 amino acids. The transcript has 5 exons. NCBI's taxonomy places the organism in Eukaryota, Viridiplantae, Streptophyta, Magnoliopsida, Poales, Poaceae. The record is from RefSeq and is a predicted model, not a curated record.